CAAUUUACUUCUUCUCCUUCCUUGCUUGCUGAUGUGUCGCUCUGCUUCGAGGUAGAGAGAGAGAAUGGCGGGGGCAACUUCAUCAAGUUUGAUAUGGUCGCCAUGGCAAGCGACUUUUCACCAUUAUAAUAAUAGGUUGCAUCAUGUCAAAGGUUAUCCGUUUCCAUGUCACGCUUUCCAUCCUAUUUGCAAAAGACGUUUUUCUUCAUCCAUAUUUAACGACGACCAUGUUGUCAUUUCGGAUUCUUCAUCCUCCUCCAACAAGCAAGGCCGUUUCUCAAUGUCUGGGUGUGGUUGCUCUUGGAUUCAGGACAAUUCAAUGGUUAAUGCUUCGGCUACGAAGAAAUGCUCGGCUUUGCCAACAAAAACAGUGGAUGUCUCUUCAGUUUCAGACCUUUUUGAAUUUAUAUGCUCGGGUCCCCUCGUAGACAAGAUCGGUAUUACUCCUGAAAAUGUUGGUCAGUCCAUCGACAAAUGGUUACUGUAUGGCUCUCAGCUAUGCAGACUCUUCCAGCUCAAUGAGCUUAAGCUCACCAUUCCGCAGAAAGCUAGGCUUUACCAUUACUAUAUACCCGUCUUUGUUUGGUGCGAAGAUCAGAUUGCCUUGCAUAAUUCCAAGUUUAAAGACGGAGAUGAUGUGCCUCCUCUAGUGAUUGGAUUUAGCGCACCUCAAGGAUGUGGCAAGACUACACUUGUGUUUGCACUUGAUUAUCUUUUCAAAACUACAAAAAAGAAGUCGGCGACAAUAUCUAUAGACGAUUUUUACUUGACUGCACAAGGCCAGGCUAAGUUGAGAGAAGAUAAUCCAGGAAAUGCACUUCUAGAGUAUCGUGGGAAUGCAGGAAGCCAUGAUCUUCCAUUCUCUGUCGAAACAAUAGAAGCCCUGACUCAACUGACCAAGGACGGCAUGAAGAUGAAAGUUCCUCGGUACGAUAAGUCUGCUUAUAGCGGGAGGGGUGACAGAGCCGCUGCAGAAACAUGGCCUGAAGUUGAAGGACCUCUAAAGGUUAUUCUCUUUGAGGGAUGGAUGCUUGGUUUCAAACCUCUUCCUUCUGAAGUCGUUAAAUCAGUUGAUCCACAGCUGGAGACAGUGAAUAAGAACCUUGAAGCGUAUUAUGACGCAUGGGACAAAUACAUCAAUGCUUGGGUCAUCAUCAAAAUCAAGGACCCAAGUUAUGUAUACCGGUGGCGUCUUCAGGCGGAAAUCGCCAUGAGGCAGGCUGGUAAAGCCGGGAUGUCAGAUGAUGAGGUGAAUGACUUUGUGUCACGGUAUUUGCCGGCAUAUAAGGCCUAUCUUCCGACCCUUUACGCUGAAGGACCAAGCGGCUCUGACCCUGACCGUGUCCUUGCCAUAGAUAUCGAUGAAGAAAGGAACCCCAUACUCGCUACCUAAUGACACAUGUUCUUCUCUUUGUAUGUAAAAGAGAUUAACACUACAUCACACAUUCAUACGUCUCUUUCUUUUAUCUUUUGACAUGCAAUAUUCGUUACAGUGAUGCACAUAUAUAUAUAUAUAUAUAUAUGUAUGUAUUUCCUUGAAAUUAAUUUUAUUAUUUUGUAAGAACACAAAUUGCGGGUAGGUUUUAUAUGUGUGAUCAUAAUCUUAUAGACUUCA
Molecule: messenger RNA, 1615 nt
Organism: Brassica napus (rape)
Lineage: Eukaryota; Viridiplantae; Streptophyta; Magnoliopsida; Brassicales; Brassicaceae
Product: D-glycerate 3-kinase, chloroplastic
Exons: 12
Coding region: 65-1393 (442 amino acids)
Biological process (GO): photorespiration
Cellular component (GO): cytoplasm
Source: RefSeq, a predicted model, not a curated record